Messenger RNA from Penicillium alfredii, 1194 nucleotides. RefSeq lists its product as uncharacterized. The coding region runs from base 1 to 1194 and encodes 397 amino acids. The record is from RefSeq and is a predicted model, not a curated record. NCBI's taxonomy places the organism in Eukaryota, Fungi, Ascomycota, Eurotiomycetes, Eurotiales, Aspergillaceae. Gene Ontology annotation, cellular component: cytoplasm. The transcript has 2 exons.
AUGUCCGACCCGACCCUCUUCCUCUACACCUCCCUGACCGCGGGGUCGUCGCACAUCGUCACCGCAACCGCCCGUGUGGAAACCAUUCUCAAGGCCAACAAACUGCCCUUCCGAGCCAUUGAUGUGGCCACUGAUGAUGCUGCCCGGAAACUCUGGGGUCGGCGUGCCAAGGGCAAGAAGCUGCCGGGAUUGGUGAAAUACGGCAAUGUUGUGGGGGAUCUAGAGGAGAUUGAGGAAUGGAACGAGUUUGGGGAAUUGCGCAUGGUCGUCAACAGCGUCCAGGACCUGGAUGGCAUGCCGGCGACGAGCAACCCGGUCGCUGCCCCGCCCGAGACCAAACCUGCACCCACGCCUGUCCAGACACAGCCUGUCACUCCGAAGCCCUCGACAAUUAAGAUCCAAAGCCCACCGACUACCAAGACUGAGGAGAAGAAGGAUGAGCAGGCGGUCCUGGCGCUGCGCCAGGCCAGCGAGGAGGCUGCGUCCAAAGCAAAGACGAAGCCGGCCAAUGUGACGGAGCCGAAGGAGCCUAAGGAGGGACCUAAGGAAGAGCCUAAGCACGAAGAGCCCAAAGUCGCACCCAAGGAGGAGCCCAAAGAAGAGCCGAAGGAGGAAUCCAAGGACGCACCCAAGGAGCCCAAAGAUGAAUCCACAGAGAAAUCAAAGGAGAUACCAAAUGCAGAGGCUCAGGAGGGCACCGUUCUUCCCAAACUGCACCGCGGUUCGGUAGCUCCCGAACUGCCAGACACCGCGCCUGACUCGCCCAAGGCCCCCAAGCGCCCGCCUCUGGUGCCCGAGGUUGCGGCCGUCUCGUCAGCCAACUUCCAUGCCGACAACGCCGAGAUCCUGGGGCUGGUGGAGCACCAUCGCGGCUCGAUCAUCUCGACUACGGACAAGGACGAGCAGGAUAAAGUGGUGCACGAAAUCCGGCAAUCCAUCUCGGCGGAAGAGCCUGCCGGGUCCCUCGAUGCGCUUCGCAAAGAAGCUGCACAGAAGUCGGAAAAGCCGGUCGAGGCGAUUGACGAGGAACCAGCUUCAAGUGUGGUGGAUGAUGGGAAGACUGAUGCGAAGGACGAGAAAGACGAGAAGGAUACUAAGGACGCAAAGGAUGCCCCCGAGGAGGCUACGGAGGAACCCACGCAGGCGCAGGAUCCCAAGUCUGCUGAGCAGGCGACUGCCGCCGUCCUGGAUUGA